AUGGAUAUUCAAGAUACAGUAUGCAACGAGAACAAUUAUAAUAGACAACGAAUUGGUAGUGUAUUGGAAAAUCAAUCAACUAAAAUUUAUUAUGUCAUAUUAAACUAUAUCACAAACAAAUAUCUUCCAAAACCAUUAGAUCCACUAGUGAUUUGUCGUUCAACCAUCGCAGUGAUCCUAAUGAAAAAUUACUUGGUAUUUGGAACCCGUAAUUCAAACAUCGGAGGAAGUCCUUAUAUUGUGGCAGUUGACCUCGAUGGGAGUUUUGCUAAAUUAGAUCUAAAAACUGGUAAAAUCGUUUGGCAAACUUACAUGACACCAAAUAAUUAUGGUAGAAAUGAUUUGUAUUCCGGAAACGCGGUUUGGGGCUCUGAUCCACCUAUUGAUCUCGAAAAUAAUUUGGUUUAUAUUGCUACUGGGAAUAAUUAUGGUGUUCCAUUAGAUGUGAUUAUCCUAAUAAUUAUUUUGAUGCAAUUCUUGCAUCAACAUGAAUACGGGAGAGAUAAGAUGGCACCCCUAUUUUUAGAUGUAUGUUAUGAAUAUGGUAAUUGCAUUCAACUUGUCAUUGCAACCGCGAAAUCUGGAAUCACGUGUGCGUUAGAUUCUGCAACUGGUGGAUUUCAAUUUGGUUGCAAAUUUUAUCUUAAUUUUUUUUGCAGAACUGAUGGAGGAAGAUAUUUUAUAUCACAAUCUAAUAGUGGAUCGACUCCAGUAUCUUAUUCAAAUGGUGUAGUUUAUUAUGAAAGUGGUGAUGAUAAUGGUACGUUAUUUGCUAUAGAUGCCAAAACUGACGUGAUUUUAUAUGAAUUUCAAACUAUAGGAACUCUUGCUUCUGGUCCAAGUAUUGUGAAUGGCAUCGUUUAUAUUGGAAAUGGUUAUGAACAUUUUCGACUAGCCGAUAUGAAUUUACAAAAGCAUGAAGUGAGCGAUCCGAGUGACCAUGGGAAGACUAUUUAA
This is a messenger RNA of Funneliformis caledonium, 957 nucleotides long. Lineage: Eukaryota; Fungi; Glomeromycota; Glomeromycetes; Glomerales; Glomeraceae. The record is from the annotation of a GenBank genome assembly.